UUUUUCAGUGUUUUUAAGCACUUCAUAAUUUUACCUCAAACAGCUGUUAAGUGUCAAAUGCUUAUCAAUGUAUGACAUUAAGCAGAACGAUGUCGAGUCGAAUCCGCAGAGCGAUUUGUGAAAAAAUUUCACAGAUUACAAAGUGUGACAAUAUUUAUUAUGAGCUUGAUUUGCCCAUAAAAAAGCAACAAAGUUUGUUAAAGAAUCCCACGCUGUACUGGAAGCUAACAGGAGCAGAUCAACAGCAACAAGAAAUUCUGCAUGCAUUACCCGCUAUUAGUUUUCAGCAAGAUGUGGUACAAAAUGUGCGCAUACUACCGGCACAAGAUAAAUCAAGUAGAAUAGUGGAAUUUCUGUUACAACCGGAAGCAUUUAUAGCAGAUCUGUUAGAUGAAAAAUCAAGAAACCAAUCAAUACCGCAAAUCAAUAAAAAUGUAGUCUUCGAAUAUAGUUCACCGAACAUAGCAAAACCAUUUCAUGUGGGUCAUUUGCGUUCAACCAUAAUUGGAAAUACGCUUGGGAAUCUUUACAGGCAAUUAGGUUACAAUGUAACAAAAUUAAAUUAUUUAGGGGAUUGGGGUACACAAUUUGGCAUGCUACAAAUCGGUGUAGAAAUGUUAAAUAUAACAUCUGAACAAAUGAAAAGUGAACCUAUUGCUACACUCUAUAAUGCUUAUGUAGCAGCAAAUACGGCAGCUAAAACAGAUCCGAAUAUAACAGAAAAAGCACGUCGCUGUUUUAAUGAAUUAGAAAUUGGAACAAACAGUGAAACUACUCAACAAUGGCAACUAUAUCGGGAAUAUACUAUAGCAGAACUAGACCGUAUGUAUGCAAGAUUGGGUGUAAAAUUUGAUUUUUACGAUUGGGAAUCACAAUAUUCGCAGCAACAAAUUUCCAGCAUUUUAAGAAGUUUAUCCGAAAAAUCCUUGCUACUUAAUGAACGAGAUGGGCGUAAGGUUGUGCAGGUUGAUGACCGGCGUGUACCAAUAAUAAAAAGUGAUGGUUCCACUCUGUACUUAGCACGAGAUAUUGCUGCGCUAAUUGAUCGUUUUAAACGAUUUCAAUUUAAUGAUAUUUUUUACGUAGUGGAUAAUGCUCAAACAGACCAUUUCAAUGCGUGUUUCAAAACAACUGCUGCUCUUUGUCCAGACAUAUCAUUAUCAAAACUAAGACACAUAAAAUUCGGUCGCAUUUUAGGAAUGAGUACACGAAGCGGUAACGCAGUAUUUCUGCGUGAUGUACUUGAUGAGGCUAGAGACAUAAUGCAUGAGAAACAACUGAAAAGCACAACUACCAAAGUAAAUAUAUCCAUUACAAAUGACGACAAACUUGUGUCCGAUGCUUUGGGCGUAUCAGCUGUAAUUAUAAAUGAUUUAAAGCAAAGGCGCCAACGUGAUUAUGAAUUCAAUUGGGAAAAAGCACUUCAAGUCAAUGGUGACACUGGCAUUAAACUGCAAUACACACACUGUCGCUUAUCUAGUUUGCUUGAAAAUAUGGCUGAUAUCAAUACAAUAGAUGCAAUACCUAACCUCCAUUAUUUACAGGAGCCAAUAGCUGAAGAGCUACUUUAUGAAAUUGCGCGCUGUGACCGCGUACUAUGGCUCACUAAAGAACAACUAGAGCCUUGUAUUUUAGUUAAUUAUUUGUUUAGUUUAUGCAACACUACCAGUCGUGCUUUAAAAUUGUUAAACAUUAAGAGUGAAACUUGCACCAGUAAGCAACAAAAUCGCAUUUUACUAUUUCGAGCUGCCAAGCAUACGUUAAAUAAAGGCAUGAAAAUUUUGAGCUUAAAUCCUCUUAAUAAAAUGUAAUUAAUUAUUAAAUACAGUUUCGAUUCUAGUUUUA
Teleopsis dalmanni is the source of this 1845-nucleotide messenger RNA. It is a transcript of the gene ArgRS-m, whose product is annotated as probable arginine--tRNA ligase, mitochondrial. The transcript has 4 exons. Lineage: Eukaryota; Metazoa; Arthropoda; Insecta; Diptera; Diopsidae. The coding region runs from base 72 to 1811 and encodes 579 amino acids. Gene Ontology annotation, biological process: mitochondrial translation; arginyl-tRNA aminoacylation. Gene Ontology annotation, molecular function: arginine-tRNA ligase activity; ATP binding. The record is from RefSeq and is a predicted model, not a curated record. Gene Ontology annotation, cellular component: mitochondrion.